CUCCGGGAGCCAGCGGGGAAGAAAGAAGCCGAGCGGGCGGAAGGCGCCCUCCCUGCCGCCUGGGCCCGGGCACCGGGUGCCGGGCCCGGGGUCCUUCCCGCCUCCCGCGGCCGCCGGCCGCUUUGUUUCCCCAGCCUCUGCGCUCUGGGCAACUCAAGAGGGGCUCGCGCCUGGGCUGCACAGGGAUCGCGGCGGCAGGAAGGGCGGCAGACCGCGCCGGGACUCGCAGGGACCCAGGAGUCCGGCCGCCAGGAGGGCCGCGUGACGAGAUCGAAGAGGGAGCCGGAGCCCCGCGGCCCAGGGGUGCGGGCCGGGGGCGCCCGUGAGCAGAGACCUCCCCGUCGAGGGGGGGCGAUGUUCCCCUCGCCCGUGGGCUCUUCGGGCAGCCAGGGCAUCCCGCCGCUGGGACCAGGGCCCCCGCAGUGGGCACCCCCCCGGGUGGUUCCAUGGAGACUCUGUGCCCCGCUCCCCGCCUCGCAGUGCCGGCGUCCCCGCGAGGGUCGCCCUGCUCCCCCACACCCCGGAAGACGCGUCGGGGGACCCAGGAGUUCUCUCCGCUGUGCCUGCGUGCCCUUGCCUUCUGCGCCCUUGCCAAACCCCGGGCGUCCUCUCUGGACCUGGGGCCUGGGGAGCUGGCGCCGCGGGCUCCGGUGCUGCUGGACCCUCAUGCCCCCCUGUGCACCGGCGGCUGGGCCCCGGAUGGCCUGAAGCACCUCGCGGGACAGGCCUGGCGUUACAGCGAUCCCAACUCCCCGGCCAGCCAGGAUGCCGACGCCGCUGUGUGCCGGGGCCGCGGCGAGGAGGAAGAGGGCGGAGGCAGUUUCCCGCACUUCGGCGCUCGCUCCGGCGUACCUCCCGGCCGCUGCCCGGCGCCCCGGCGCCCUCGGGAAUCUCCGACCAGCUCCGUCUCGGCUCCGCCUAGGCCAGCCCCCGGUCUCGACUCCCAGCCUGGCCCCGCCGCCAGCCCGCAUCAGGAACCGGGUUCCCGGCCUCCGCCGCCACCUGCGGGCCUCUCCUCUGAGCCCGCGGGGCCCGGGACAGCGCCGGAGCCGCCCCCGCCGAGCCAGACUGCCGCAGUCGAUGGAAACCCCCCGAAGGCCGCCCCCGAGGCAACGGCCGCCAGCCCCUCGACGGCCAGCGAAGCUCCGGCGGCGCCCGGCGAUCUCCGCCAGGAACAUUUCGAUCGUCUGAUCCGCCGCUCGAAACUUUGGUGUUACGCGAAGGGCUUCGCCCUCGACACUCCGAGUUUGCGCCGGGGGCCCGAGCGGCCCCCAGCCAAAGGGCCCUCCCGGGGAGCCGCCAAGAAACGCCGGCGGCCGACGCCCCCCCAACGCAGCGCACAGCCCCGCCGUCCUGCACCGACGCUCCCCACCACGAGCACCUUCAGCCUCCUCGACUGCUUCCCCUGCCCCCCGGCCCUGGUGGUGGGGGAGGACGGAGACUUAGGGCCGGCAUCCUCGCUUCGUCUCCAGGGAGACUCUAAGCCCCCGCCUGCCCACCCGCUGUGGAGGUGGCAGAUUGGGGGUCCCGCUGUCCCUGAGCCCCCCGGCCUCAAAUUCUGGGGGAUCAACCUGGAGCAGCUCUGAGCGUGAGACCUCUUCUGCCAAAGGGGAAAAGUGGGGGCCACAGCCAAACUGCGAGCUUGAGGACAGAGCCUCAUUUCUCACCUUUGCCUGUCCUCUUCAGGUUUUAUGGGCUGUGGUCAGAGGGACCUCAAAUGACAGUGAUCUUCAAGCACCUAACUGGUUGGGGUGACACCCCCUCCCCCUCAUCCUUUGGAGACGAACCAAGGGCUGGAGUCAGGAGAAGGCUUAAUCGAAAAAGGCUUAAAGACAUAGAUUCCAAUCCCUCGCCUCUUCCAUCUCGGAUCUCUGGGGGCAGGGCCUUCACCCCAGGGGGAGCCGAGGAGGCUACAGCUCAAAGACAAGGAAAAAAAAAGAGGGAGAGAGACCUUGGUGAUGGACAAACCGGUUGUUUCUGUGGGCGAGCCUGGGGAUUGGGGUGGGGGGGCCCUGGUGGGGGUGGGGAGAUGAUUGGCAGCUCCCGGGGGCAUCCCCCACCCGCACCAUCCAGGCCUUUAACCCUUCACUCCCCUCGGGCCUUCCCUAGUCUCCGGGCACCACUGCAUCCUCCAUGGGGGAGGGAGCAGCUUAGGCAAGGGGGAGAUCACCCCCUUCCGGUUCUUUUCCUAGGGACCCCCAAGUCAAGUGACCCCUAGUUACCGAGAUAUUCAUUCUCAGCCACCAACCUUUCCCCUUUGUCCAGUUUUGGGGUUUGCCUCUCCAGUAUUCCCCGUUUGCUUUCAGGUUAUAAGGUCUUUUCUUUCAUCCGCCCCAUAAGUCAGCCCCCUCUGCCAGUUUACUCCUUAUAUUUGGAGGCGCAGGGCUGAGGGACCUCCUCCCCUUCAAAAAUGCAGACUUUGUCUGGGGAAGGGGCCAGAGACCAUCCCAGGGAAAGUAAUGGAAGGUGGAAGAAAUCAAUAAAAUCAGACCAAACAAGUUGCCUUUCCAGGUCCUCGCCACCGGUUUAAGGAUGGAGGGUGUGGAGGUAGAGGGCAGGCCAGGGUCCAUUCUUUGAACACCCAAACUGAGACCCCUUCAAGGCUAGAAAGAAGACAAGCUGCUCUUUGUGGAGGGGGUAAAUGAAAGGACUCUUGGCCUAACCACAAGGUCCAGUGGGUUUUGAAGGGAACUGGGCUGAGGAACCUUUAGCAUCCUCCCCCCACCCAACUUCAGGCAUUUCGGGAGUUGUCAGGGACCUGAUGGAUCCGAAAGGGGCAGGGCCAGGGGAUUAGUUUUGAGGUCAGAAGUUCUGUUUUCCUGGGGGAGGGGAGUGAGUCAGAGGGGAGUGGAAUUGCUUUCUCCUCCACCCAGGUGAGGUCUGGGGAGUUUAGCUCUUAGGGAAAUUCCAAGUUUAGGUGUGAGGGGAACCUGGGGGUUGCCGAUCUUCCCAACAACUGAGGGACCCAGUGACCCUUCUGCCCACACUAGUGAAUAUCACCCCCUUUUCCCCCAAGACGGGACAAGGGAGGAACAAUUCCCACAUAUGAUACUGGGGAAGGACUUGUCUCCUUUUCUGUGAAAAUGCUUUGUAAAAAGUUGUUAAUGUUUGCAUAGAGCAGAUUCUCGAGAAAAACUGUUUUGGACC
Globicephala melas (long-finned pilot whale) is the source of this 3147-nucleotide messenger RNA. RefSeq names its product elongin BC and polycomb repressive complex 2 associated protein (gene EPOP). NCBI's taxonomy places the organism in Eukaryota, Metazoa, Chordata, Mammalia, Artiodactyla, Delphinidae. Gene Ontology annotation, biological process: neuron fate commitment. The record is from RefSeq and is a predicted model, not a curated record.